CCAGAAAAGGCUUUACCAGUUAGACCCCCCCCUACUAGCAACUAGUUAGCUUCAUCCUGUAGUUGCUUCAAUUUUGGGAAGGAAAUUCGUCGCUUGAGAACACCACCAUGUCUUCAAGGACUUUGCCGCUACUUUUUAUUAAUCUCGGCGGAGAAAUGCUGUACAUCUUAGACCAGCGACUUCGAGCUCAGAAUAUACCCGCUGAUAAGGCUAAGAAAGUUAUGAAUGACAUCAUCACCACCAUGUUCAACAAAAAGUUCCUGGAGGAGCUUUUCAAACCACAGGAGCUUUAUUCUAAGAAGGCCCUGAGGACUGUGUUUGACAGACUGGCCCAUGCAUCUAUAAUGAGACUCAAUCAAGCUAGUAUGGAUAAGCUCUAUGACUUGAUGACCAUGGCCUUCAAAUAUCAGGUGCUGCUCUGUUCCCGGCCAAAGGACGUCCUUCUCGUCUCCUUUAACCACAUGGAUGCAAUCAAAGACUUUGUGAAAGAUACUCCCAGUAUUCUCAGCCAGGUUGAUGAAACUUACCAACAGCUCAUAGAGAUGUAUACACCCUUGUCUGUUGGUGAAUUCCAGCUGAUUAGACAAACCCUUCUUAUCUUCUUCCAAGACAUGCAUAUAAGGGUGUCUAUUUUCCUGAAGGAUAAAGUGCAAAACUCAAAUGGCCGUUUUGUUCUGCCCACCAGUGGUCCUGUGCCCCAUGGAACACAAGUCCCUGGCUUGAUAAGGAUUUUUAGCUGUUCUGGUGAAGAACUGAAUCGGCUGCAGUUCAACAAUGGAGGGAACUACACUUCUGCGCUUCGGGAAGGAUCCUUUGAGAUUUUUGGUGAUAGGGUCACAAAACUUGGCACAAACAUGUACAGUGUAAGCCGCCCUGUGGAAACUCACAUGUCUGGUACAUCUAAACAUUCUACUCAGCACACAAAGGUCAAUGCUGCUCCGAACCCUCUGGCUAAAGAGGAAUUAAAUCUUUUGGCCAAGUUAAUGGGAGGAUUAGAAGUUCAGAAACCAGGAAACACAGACAGUGGCUUCCGAGUAAACCUUUUUGCCACAGAUGAAGAAGAAGAAGAAGCGUUAAUAUCAAGACCUGAUGAGCUUUCAUAUGGUGUUAUAAACAUCCAAGCAACAAAGGACCAGCAGGCCAAUGCAGAACUAGCCAAAAUCAUGGGAGAAUUCACAGAGUCUGGAGAUCAGUCCACUGGUGCUAGCAGCAAAGGAGACGACCUUUUGGCCAUGAUGGAUGGUCUGUGACACAGUCAGCUCAACAGACAUACUCCAAGAAUGGAACAGCAUCGUCAACACUCUCAACCACUGAAAAUCAGCCUGCAGUCUCUACCUGCAAAUGCACAGCCUCACACUCAGCCAGAAGACUUUCUUCUUAGGGUGCAUUUAAGAUGCAGAUGAGAGCAGAUAUUACCUUUUGUUGGCAAAUUAGCAGCCGCUCAUUUGCAUCUAACAACAAAAAAUAUGUGGUGAGCAAAGCAACGAACUGCACAAAGGUAUUAUAGUAUGUUUGCUGUAAACUGAGAGGUUUUAGUGCAACGACAUAUACAGUAGGCAUAUAUUUAUGUGUUGAACGUGUAUAUGUGGUAAUACCAAAGCAUCUGUACAUGGUGCUUUUUUAUUUUAGCAUCUCUUUAAUUUCAAACAUUAGCGCUUUAUCACAAAUAUUGUUGCAUUACAAUUUUUGUUAAU
This is a messenger RNA of Melanotaenia boesemani (Boeseman's rainbowfish), 1694 nucleotides long. RefSeq names its product organic solute carrier partner 1b (gene oscp1b). Gene Ontology annotation, cellular component: cytoplasm; plasma membrane. Lineage: Eukaryota; Metazoa; Chordata; Actinopteri; Atheriniformes; Melanotaeniidae. Bases 108 to 1250 code for a protein of 380 amino acids. The record is from RefSeq and is a predicted model, not a curated record. Gene Ontology annotation, biological process: transport. The transcript has 10 exons.